Coregonus sp. 'balchen' is the source of this 2753-nucleotide messenger RNA. Lineage: Eukaryota; Metazoa; Chordata; Actinopteri; Salmoniformes; Salmonidae. The record is from the annotation of a GenBank genome assembly.
AUGGAUAAGCUCACAGAUGACCUGAUCAAGUACAAGGACUGUCUUGGCGAAAUAUUUGACCACCGCUGAGUACAUUGACUCCCUGCAGACCUUUGAGAUCCGGGACAGUGACAUCUUUCUGGUCACUUACCUUAAAUCAGGUGAGUGACAAAUCUACUGGCUGGAUAAACAGCUUUUGAGAUGGUCCAGACACUUAUCAUACUUGGGUGUCCUUGACAUGAAAAAGGUUGAGAACCUUUGCUUGGUUUAGGUAAUCAGUGAGGGGAGAGAGCAUGAAAACAGAUUUUUUAGAAAGUUAAAGGGACAAUCCGGGAUUAGAACAUAAUCUUUGGAAUUUUAAAUGAGUGAUAUUUGUUGAUUCUUAAAGAAUAUAACUUAUAAAUGCCUCAUGAGGUUAGUUCAACUAUCUUAACGCUUGUUUUACUCCAGCCCCUUCAGCUCUGGCAGGGUGACCUCUUUAUUGUUUUUCGAAUCGCCCUUUAACCAAGUCGCCCCCCCCCCCCCAGAGCUCUAUGACUGACACCUUUCAUGAUGCUGACCUGUGGGGAACUAUCUGGGCACAGCAAAUCAUCACCUCUAUCUGUGAGUCAGAGGUGGGUGAUGUCUAUCCCAACAACUUGGAGAUGAUGCCAUGGCUGGAGUAUAUGGAAAAACGCCCUGACAAUUCCUUACGUCGCAACCCGCGGCUAUUCGCCUCCAACCUCACCCCCGUACUCAUGCCCCCAGGCCUGAGGAACAAGAAGGCAAAGGUAGGCAGAGGAGGGGAUGAUGGAGGCCCUACUGUAUGGUUUGCGUCCCAAAUACCACCCUAUUCUCUUUUAUAGUGCACUACUUUUGACCAGGGCCCAAAGGGCUGUAAAUGUAUAGUAAAUGCCUUCUCUUGUUCUUUGCCAGAUGAUCUAUGUGAUGCGGAACCCAAAGGACAACAUGAUUUCCUACUAUCGCUGGUGUAUUAACUGGGCCAUGUUUGAGACCCCAAAGAGCUUCGAGGACUUUCUGGACCAGUGGUUAGCAGGGAAUGGUAGAGUAAAGACAUCAUUCAUAUAACACCAUGGUUGGGUCCCAAAUGGAACCCUAUUCCCUACAUAGUGCACUCAUUUUGACCAGGGGCCAAUAGGGCUCUGUGCACUAUAUACGGAAUAGGGUGCAAUUUUCGGACUCAACAGCCUGUUAUGAACCUGACAGCCUGUGUCCUAAAUGUCAACCUAUUCACUAUAUAGUGCGCUACUUUUGACUAACCCAUGAAUACUGUAACUUCAUGUUCCUUUUAUCUCAGGAUCUGAAGAUAGCCAUGCAUGAGAGAACUUCCCAAGUUCUCUCAUGUCACCCCGCUCCUCCGCACAAACCAUGGUGCUUGCCUACGGAGCUGUGAGGGGAACGGCACCUCCUUACCUUCAGGUUCUGAUCAGACCCUACACCCAAACGAGGACACUACAUUCAUCCACCUCUGGCCUGCUAGCCCCCCUUCCUCUACGGAAGCACAGUUCCCGCUCAGCCCAGUCAAAACUAUUCGCUGCUCUGGCACCCCAGUGGUGGAACAAGCUCCCCCACGACGCCAGGACAGCGGAGUCACUGACCACCUUCCGGAGACACUUGAAACCCCACCUCUUUAAGGAAUACCUGGAAUAGUAUAACAGUAAUCCUUCUACACCCCCCCUCCCCCAGUGGUGGUUGUCCCACUGGCUAUCCUAAGUUGAAUGCACCAAUUUGUAAGUCGCUCUGGGUAAGAGCGUCUGCUAAAUGACUUAAAUGUAAUGACCUUGGUGACACAAGCUGUUAUGACCCUAUUAUUGCCCAACAGUUGGUGCUUCGUCCUGGUUUGACCACAUCAGAGAGUGGCACAGUGAGGGAGACCAGUACAACAUCCUGUUUCUGACCUAUGAGGACAUGAUCAUGGUAAGAUAUUACAGACUCAUUUAACACCUCUGACCUGUGCUGUGCUAGCUAUCUAGAGACAUUCAACCAGCCUGGCUUGCCUAUCCCGAAUCUCUUGGGCCACUCCACUCAACCAACCUCAGGGCAGUGGCCUUCACCACUCGACCAACCUCAGGGCAGUGGCCUUCACCACUCAACCAAACUCAGGGCAGUGGCCUUCACCACUCGACCAACCUCAGGGCAGUGGCCUUCACCACUCGACCAACCUCAGGGCAGUGGCCUUCACCACUCGACCAACCUCAGGGCAGGGGUUUCAUCUUUAAUGGACAUGUUCCUUUUUUUCUCAGGAUCUGAAGAUAGCCAUGCUGAAGAUCUGCCACCUGAAUGAAGCAGACAUCAUCAAGAUAGUGGAAAAAGCCACGUUCAAAAACAUGAAACACGACCCCAAGGCCAACUAUGAGUUCAUACCAGAGGACAUGCUCAAAAAGGGGCAGUUCCUACGCAAAUGCCUGUAUUCACACAGCAUCUCUAUAGCAGUGCUGAUCUAGGACCAGUUGUGCCUUUUAGAUCCUAAUGAAUAAGAUUACAUGGGGGGGGCUGAUCCUAGAUCAGAACACCUACUCUGAAAUGCUUCAUGAUUAUGGGCCUGAGAUUGGGGGGGGGGAAAAAACAGAUUGUAAAUAAACUGCAUAUAAACCAUUUGUAAUGCUCUUACUCUGAAUAAUGACCUGUUGGUUGUGCUGCGAUGGGUCAAAUCGGGGACUGGAAGAACCGUGUUCACGGUGGCCCAGAGGGAGAGGUUUGACCAGGUCUAUGAGGAGCGGAUGAAGGACGUGACUCUGAAGUUCAUCCGGGACAUGGAUCAACAAUCAGAGUGA